Messenger RNA from Alternaria alternata, 596 nucleotides. RefSeq lists its product as hypothetical. Bases 236 to 541 code for a protein of 101 amino acids. Lineage: Eukaryota; Fungi; Ascomycota; Dothideomycetes; Pleosporales; Pleosporaceae. The transcript has a single exon. The record is from RefSeq and is a predicted model, not a curated record.
AAAUAUGCAGGGAAAGAUAUUCACGUACCUCAGUGUUCUCUCGCCGUUCUGGGAGCCGUCGACAGCAUUGAUACACUUCUCCGCGUCUUCUUUUCGAGCGAAUGUUACGUAGACGCCCACCGACUGCUGGUGCUGAGCGUUCUCCUUGGCCUUGCUUACGACGAUCUUGAGGAUCUUGCCGUACUGCCCAAAGUAGUCGUCACCGCGGAGGGUCUUGAGCAGUUCGUCUUCGCGUAUGGUGGGCGUGAGACCGGUAACGUAUACGAGGUUCUUCUGGACGACACGCAGCCCAGAUAGGUGCUUGCGGCUGAGAGAGUCGGCUUCGGCCUUCUGCGCUUCCUUCUGCCGUAUCUGCGCGUUCUUCUUGGCCUUUUGCGCUAUGAGCUGCUUGUGCUGUGCCAUCCUGCCCAGUGUCAGAAGUGUUAUGCAGGGAAGAUGUAAGGGACGACCCACUCUUCGGGGGAGAUGGUCUUCCACUCGAUCGUGGAGUCAUCGUAGGGUCUGCGACAUGCGGGGCACAGCCCGUUCAUGGUGGUUUUGAUGUUGUUGUAGCAGAACUGGCAUAUCUGGCACGUGAGUUAGCACGGGGGACUCGA